UGUGUUGACUUUGAUUACCCAUGAAGCCUUUCUCAAACACUGCAGCAGGACCUUGGUCAGAUAAAUAUCCCGGAGUGCCUCAGUGACCCCUCAUUCUCCACCACACACCAGCAUGGCACCUUCAGUUGUUCACGCCGCUGUAGGACUCCUCUUCCUCCUUGCCUCUGCGCACGCGCAAACAAGAGGAGACAGCGUGGCAGCGUGCCAGCCAAAUGAUGGUUUUGGAAAGUACUGCCCUACCACAUGUGGAGUGGCCGACUACUUGUUUCGAUACUUACCAGACAUCGACAGAGAUUUGACGUACAUGGAGAAUGACUUGGAACACAUCGCCAACAUGACCGUGGACACGGAGGAGAAGGUGGUCAUCAUGAAAGACUCAGCCACAGCCGCGCAGAAGAGCUCCCCGUCAGAAAACUACAUCAAGAAAUCAGCCAACAUGUUGGAAGACGUCAUACGCUACGAAAAGACCAUCUUUGCACAAGAAAAGCAAAUAUUUGAUCUGCAGAACGUUCUUGCAUCCAAUCAGAGGAGGAUGGCUGAGCUGGAGACCAUGUCCAACCAGCUGAAGAUGAAGUGCCAGGAGCCUUGCCAGGAUUCUGUCGUAAUCCAGCCCACCACCGGCACAGAUUGUCAAGACGUUGCCAAUAAAGGAGCCACCACCAGUGGUCUAUACUACAUCAAACCUGCAGCUGCACCAGAACCAUUCUUGGUCUAUUGUGAAAUCGAUGAAUAUAGACGAGGCUUCACUGUCAUUCAAAGGAGACGAGAUGGCAGCGUGGAUUUCAACAAGAACUGGGUCCAAUAUAAAAACGGCUUCGGGUACCUCUCCCCAGACGACACCACAGAGUUCUGGCUCGGCAAUGAGAAGAUCCAUUGGCUGACCGUCGGUGCAACCAUCCCCACUGUGCUGCGGAUAGACUUGGUGGAUUGGCAGGGCAACAAAAAGCAUGCAGAUUACAACAUGUUCGCCCUGAGUCCAGAGAUUGACAUGUUCCGUCUUACCUAUGGCUUCUACUUGGGCGGAGACGCUGGAGAUGCUUUUGCAGGCUUUGACUUUGGAGAUGACCCCAGCGACAAGUUCUACACCAUGCACAACGGGCAGCAGUUCAGCACCCCCGACAAGGACAACGACAAAUAUGACGGAAACUGUGCCCAGCAGGACGGCUCUGGCUGGUGGAUGAACCGCUGCCACGCCGCCCACCUCAAUGGAAAAUACUACCAAGGUGGAAGGUACACGGCAAAGGAUGCUGGCGAGUAUGGCUUCGAUAACGGCAUCAUCUGGGUGACCUGGCACGACCGCUGGUACUCACUGAAGGAGACCACCAUGAAACUAAUCCCCCUGACCCGUCUCGCAGCUGAAGGAACCCAGCAAGGCGGCAUGAAACAGUUUGGAGGACUCUAAAUACAACACCAAUACAAGUUCCUUUAUGAGAUUAUCAAAUGCUUCCAAAUGUCUCCUGUUUUACUGUAGGCCUGUAUUAAAGAGUACCCUAUUUUUAACGUGUAUUUGAGUAAAACUGUAUCCUGUCUCCCUGAUUAAAGAGGGCGUGAUUGACAGGUGGAUUAACCAAUCAGCAGUGGUGGAAAGUAACAAGUAAGUACAAGUAGUAAAGUACUGUAUUUAAGUAGAAUUUUUAGGUAUCUGCACUUUACUUAAGUUCAAUAUUUUUCCGAGUUCAAGCUUCAGCUUUGAGCAAACAAAAAUAAAUAUACAAAAGUCAAGAAAAAUUAAGAAAUUGAUUCGUAUUGUUACUGUUGACCAAAAUAUGUACCAUUUUUAAUCACUAUUACUACAUUUAACACUUUAACAAAUGAACAACACUUGUCUGAAAUGCUUUUAAUUUUUAGUACAUUUUUAUACUUGUACUUAAAUGCUUUUACUUAAGUAUCUUUUUUCAUGUGAUACUUUAACUUUUACUUGAGUAACUUUUCACCUCUGUAUCUGUACUUUUACUCAAGUUACAAAAGUGAGUACUUCAUCCACCACUGCCAAUCAGAGAGACACGUGGUCUGUCCCAGUUUAAUCAAACAUUGUGGCUUAGGAAUAAAAAAGUAAAAUAAAACAACACAGAGAUGCAAACCAAACAUUAGAAGCACUAAAAUGUAUCUCUUAUGUUUUGUUCUGAAUAUUAUGAGAGUUUUGGAGAGGAGAUGCCUUCCACAUUUGAGAGACAUGUGACUCACAUUAGUGGCUGUGGUUGGAUCGUCCCACGUUUGGACAGAGGUUUGUUACGCUCAGAUUCCAGACCCUUCUAGAUUCAAACAGGAUCCACAAGGGCCUGUCUGGUCAGACAAGCAGCAGAAUGUUGUCCAACACUAGAGGAGGAAAAAUAAAUAGGGUUGGAAAUGUGCUGUUUGGAUUUGUAUUUUUUUAAUUUAGCCAAAAAAUAAUAGAACAGUGUACAGUGUAGACCAGUGGUUACACCUAAGAUCAUUUUGGCUUUCCAAGUCCCACCAGAUCUAAACCUGUAAAUCAUGUACAAAAAAUGGAGAUAACUUUUGAUGCCUCACUCCUCUAGAUUUUCACAAAAUUUAAGCUCAUUCCAAUAAACACACAAGGAGGAGUUUGUAAAAGUCUUGUGUUAAAAACCUGACAAUUUGUGACAUUUAUUUUUCUUCAUCACUGCGGCAAAACCAUGAGAAAAAAUGGUUUAGGUGUCACUGACUUUUUGAUGGGAACGCUUUUUUUUCUCCCCAUAUGAAAGUUAGUUCCACUCCAAAGCACUCAAUUCAAUUUAUUCACAUGGAUGGAUUGAUCACAUUCAUUAACACUGAGUCUGGGGCAUGGAGUUUAACAACUGAUUCAAAUUUGAUGACAGUUUGUCUUUGUGCAAAUGGGAGUUGGAAAUUUCAACAUUUGUGCAAAUUGUGAGACUGUGAGGCAUGUAGACACAACAAAUGUCCAAGGAGGUGUUCAUCAAAGUAUCCUGUGUUAAAAAAACAGACAAUUUGUGAGAUUUGAAGUGCAUUUUACCAUUAGAAAGUAGAAAGUUUCUACCAUCGACUACGACGUAAAAAUAUUUCAUGGAUGUUAUUGACUUUUUUGAUCAAGAUGCCAAAUUGGAAUUUUCUGUAAAAUUUCGAAAAUGUAAUUAUCUUUUCUCCUCACUUAAACUGUAUUUCAAUCUGUAGAGGGCUCUAAUGUGCAAAAUUCAGUAUAGACAGAACCACAGUGCAAAAAUGUCAGUGUAAGUAGUUGAUUGUAGUUAUUUAAAAUGACAGAAGCUGCUGUUAUAGAGAGACGUGUUAUAAGUUUAUAAAAGUGUCGAUUAGGUUCAUUCCCCGUGAACCACCAGAGACGAUCCCCAUUUAAAACCAGCGGUACACGUAACACAGUUUGAGAAACACAGUGUAGACAGUGCCAAGGUUUCCACACCAAUGUCAAACUCCAAAUAGGCCAAAAUGUCUCAAAGGUUCCUGAUUCUCACCACUGGGCUUUGUGACAAGGAUUUGAGUCAGGGUGUCCUUGUCCAGUUCAUAAAUGUCGGGACACCGUGGUCACGCCUCUAUAGACUCGUGCUUUAUGAUAUAUAUAUAUAGUGGCAUGUAUAAAUCUCAAGGUUUAUAACAUAUACACCUGUUACCAUGACAUCCAUCUUACUACUUUUGUCUCACAGUCGCGUUUUGUCAUUUGAUUGUACUUUUUGAAAUUGCAAAGCCCAUCAGAAGAGAAUGGCUGGCUUUGUCCAAAAUGUGUGGUUUGAAAGGUAAGAAAGUCUAGUGCUUGGUGAUACGUGUGAAAUGGAGACUUGGAAGGACAGCACAGUCAAUGCAACUCCAGUUAUUUUAAAAAACUAUAUAUGUACUUUGAUUUUUACAUAUAAAAUUCACUACAAUAAUAGCUUUACUCAUCAAACUAGUCAAAAACAUUGUGUCGGUUUUCAGAGUCUUGUGUCAUUUACUUUCAAGCAGUUAGUUAUAUAGAUUAUAGUAGUUUCAACUGUCAAAUGUGGACAGGCAUUUGCAAAAUAAGCUCUCUCUGGGGUCCUCUAGUGGCUGUUUCCUGCACUUGCGUUUGGUUAUAUUCACCUUAUUCCUAAAGUUGCUGUGGGCGCCACCAUCAUCAUCAUUGGGGUUGUGUUAUUUUGCAUGGUGCUGCCAAAACUUUUCUCAAAUUCUCCAUUGAAUCAACACAAAGACAGUGCGUUUUAGUAGCGUUUAAAUUUAAAAGUAGGCGGGGCUUAAAGUGCUUGUGGACAUACUUACUUGUUGCAUUACAAAUGUAUAGUAAAGGCAUCUCUUCUGGUUUAAAUG
Periophthalmus magnuspinnatus is the source of this 4254-nucleotide messenger RNA. It is a transcript of the gene fgg, whose product is annotated as fibrinogen gamma chain. The record is from RefSeq and is a predicted model, not a curated record. Lineage: Eukaryota; Metazoa; Chordata; Actinopteri; Gobiiformes; Gobiidae. The transcript has 9 exons. Gene Ontology annotation, biological process: protein polymerization; platelet activation; blood coagulation. Gene Ontology annotation, cellular component: fibrinogen complex. The coding region runs from base 113 to 1402 and encodes 429 amino acids. Gene Ontology annotation, molecular function: signaling receptor binding.